This is a messenger RNA of Copidosoma floridanum, 2584 nucleotides long. It is a transcript of the gene tank, whose product is annotated as EI24 domain-containing protein tank. Gene Ontology annotation, cellular component: endoplasmic reticulum. NCBI's taxonomy places the organism in Eukaryota, Metazoa, Arthropoda, Insecta, Hymenoptera, Encyrtidae. Gene Ontology annotation, biological process: macroautophagy. The record is from RefSeq and is a predicted model, not a curated record.
UCGUAAUCUCCUUCUCCUUCAAUCCUUUUGUGACUUUGUAAUAAUUGUAUCAAUUGUAUGUGAGUAUAGGUACAUCAGUUACGUUGUGUACACUUGUUAUUGGGUAAUAACCACAGCAACAAGGGAUGGUGACGAUGAAGGACGAGGGGGGUGAACGAACAACAGCUGGUGCUUUGUUGUGCUAUAGUUUUUUUAUACUACGAAGUGGCUAAAAUAUAUCAAUACGGCCUUUAUACCUAUAGCCAUUAGUGUAAUCCAAGUUUCCAAGUGCAGAGAGAAAACUGUCCAACGCAUACAAGUUAUGCACGAUAGCUGCUCGUACUGCUCGUAGUGCCAAGCCAAGAAACAAACCAGAAAGGUGCUCUGUUGCUAUUGCUACUAAGACUUUCAUUCUUUUCCUAGCGGAAGAUGCGCAUCAGUGCACACGCGGACAGCAUAACACCAUCAUCAUCACCUUCAUCAUCACUGCAUCCAUAUCGUCGUCGUCGUCGUCGUCUUUGUUGUAAUUAGUCCAUAGGAUACAGUUUCACAAGAUGCGGGGAUUAAAGAGUUUUGUGCUGCCCAUGUUCCAAGGCUUGGUGGACAGUCUACGAGGCGCCGUUGUCAUAUUGACCAUAGACAAGGAGAUCAAUGAAAGACUGAAGAAAUCGCCGACGAGGACGGACCCUCGCAGGCGCUCCGACAACAAUCAUGGAAGUAGCCCAGCAAAAUUACCUAAGAAUCAAAGAGAAUCCCAGGUGCUCAAAAGGACGUUCCAAUGCAUGGUUUUAAACUUUAGCGUCUGCUUUCUUGGCAUUAUUUUCGUUAAUUACAUGUUGUUGCCCAUCGUCAUGCUUUUUAUCAAACAAUUCGCCUCUCUGUGCAGUUUUUCGGAUAACACUGGUGAAACAAUGUGGUCCUUUGUUCAACCAGUUGUGACGGUUAUAAUCGACGUACUAUGGUUACUUCCAAUGUUUUUAUUAAGUAGAAUAGUCAACGCUCUAUGGUUUCAGGAUAUUGCUGACAGUGCGUACAGAUAUCGCCAAGGAAGACCUAUGCUUUUGUCAAGUGUAAGCAAACUCAUUGCAGAUAUGUUGUUUAGUUUUGCCGUGCAAAUACUAUUCGUGGCCCAAGCUUUCAUCAUAUCCAUGCUGCCGCUGUCUCCCAUUGGUGAGAUUCUUCAGUUCAUUCACCUGUGCCUUCUUUACUCCCUUUAUGCCUUUGAGUAUAAAUGGUUCAACAUGGGCUGGGAAUUGCACAGAAGGCUUGAAUUCAUUGAAAACAAUUGGCCCUACUUUGUUGGAUUUGGCUUGCCUAUGACAGUAGCUACUAGGAUGCAUCCAUCUAUAUUUGUGAACGGCUGUGUUUUUGCCAUUUUCUUUCCGAUUUCCAUUGUAAGUGGAAAUGAAGCUGAACCUGUUACACUUGAUGCAGAGUAUCCACUAAGACUGUUUUCACCAGUAGUUGCAGUGGCAAACACCGUGACCAAUAGAUAUAUUGGCGCAUCAAAAAGACGGUGACAAAAACAUGGCUUAAGCGAUCAGGAGAAAAAUACCAAUGAGAAAAUAGACUCUUGAAUAACGCACUUAAGUGCGAUAACUUUUCAUCGAAUUUUUUUACAUAAAUCAUAAAGAUGACUGAACGAAAACAGUUAAAUGAAGUGUGAUUUAUAUCGUAAGCUUUAUGUCAAUGUAAAUACGCAACAAUCGAACUGAUAAUAUAUGUUCAUAUAUAAAUCAUGUAUACGAGUGUAAAAUUUAAAAUUACGCCCGUCGCUAAACGAACAUGAGCGCUAAUAUAAGUCAAAUAGCAUUACGAUUCAAUUGUGGAUGGAAUAUGAUCUUUGUUUCCGGGAUUAUUUGGGUUAUUACUUUUUAAAAAGAUUUUGAAGAUAAAAUCGUGUUGACAAAUAUUAUUUUAUAAGGGCAAACUCACCUACUUAACUCUUUAGUUGCUUAGUAUUUUCAUUUGCUGCCAUUACUACGUUUUUUUUAUUACACAGGUACCAUAUUGUUGUUGUACCUGUGUAAUGGACAAAUAAAUGAUGAGGCAGCCAAUGUCAGAAAUGUUGUAAAUGUUUUUUCAACAAAUUAACACAUGCAUAAACUAUGCAUAAACAAUGUAAAAUUUUGAACUGCGUACAUCCUAAUAAUUUUACGAAUAUAAAUAUUUCGUAAAAGUAUGUAAUGCCGAAAAAUACUUUUAUCAAAGACUUUUUGUUAUGCGUUAUAUUUUGUUACAUCGAGAGAUUUUUAUUUUUUAUUUAUUUUAUAACAAUGAAAAUCUUGGUUUCGUGGCAUAAGGAACUUUUUAUGUACAUACACACGCUACGGAUUUGUAAAAUUGAAAUUGUAAUGAUCGUAAAAUAUCGAAAGUUCCGUUGCAAGAGGCAAUAUAUUUCUCAUGCCUUAUUGACAAAGUGAGAAUACGAGUAAAUAAUAUGUGAUAGAAUUUUUUCACUAAUUGUGGCAAAUGGCUUUUUGUAAACGAAUAAUUUUAAUUCGAUUGAGCAAUUGUGCUCAUGGAGCUUUUUAAAUAGUUAUUUUAGACUACUUAAGAAAUUUCCUUAAACGGCUGUUUGUAAUACUGACCAACUGUAAAUAUU